AUGUCUGACAAGGCACAGGAUCGUAUUAACGCCAUUGGCAACCAGCUUCUUCCACCAAUCAACAAGGUAGCUCCAGGAUCAAGCAAGCUUCGCGUCGAGGGAAAAGUCGUCAUCAUAACAGGUACAAACUCGCCAUUGGGUAUCGGCCGUGCCACUGCCCAUCAGUACGCGGAAAGCGGCGCGAGAGCUCUGUAUCUCUGCGACUUUGACGAUACUCAUCUUGAAACGCACAAGAAGGAGAUCAACGCUGCGUUUCCAAGUGUGGAAAUCCACACGAGAUGCUUUGACGCUGCGGAUGAGGACAAGGUUAAGGAGAUAGUUGACGAUGCUAUCCAGCGCUACGGCCGAUUGGAUGUCUUCUUUGCCAAUGCCGGUAUUGUAGGACGAACCACGCUGUUUUCUGAUUUCAGCAAAGAUGAGUUUAUGUCGAUACUGAAUACCAACACGUCAAGUGUCUUUCUAGCAGCAAAGUAUGCGGCACCCGCUAUGAUGGAGACCUCCCCAGACAAGCCUCAUUCCGGGGGCAGUAUCAUAGGCACAGCCUCAGUAGCCGGUAUCCGAUCCAAUGCCGGUUCCACGCCAUACUCAGCCUCCAAAGCUGCGGUUGUGUCGCUGGCGCAGACAAUAUCGUAUCAGCUUGCCGGGACUGGCGUGCGCGUGAACGCCAUUUGCCCUGGCCUGAUCGAGACCGGCAUGACGGCACCCGUAUAUGAGGCUGCUAGAGCUCGUGGUAGUGAGAACAAGAUUGGCCAGCUCAAUCCUUUGAAGAGAGGUGGCAGAGCUGAUGAGAUUGCCCGCGUUGCCUUGUUCCUGGGAAGUGACGAGAGCAGCUAUGUCAAUGGACAGGCUUGGGCUGUUGAUGGUGGGUUAAGCGCUGGACACCCUUUUGUUCCAGGAAGGCUCGGGUAA
This is a messenger RNA of Fusarium poae, 909 nucleotides long. RefSeq lists its product as uncharacterized. Lineage: Eukaryota; Fungi; Ascomycota; Sordariomycetes; Hypocreales; Nectriaceae. The record is from RefSeq and is a predicted model, not a curated record. The transcript has 3 exons. Bases 1 to 909 code for a protein of 302 amino acids. Gene Ontology annotation, molecular function: oxidoreductase activity.